This is a messenger RNA of Owenia fusiformis, 1774 nucleotides long. Lineage: Eukaryota; Metazoa; Annelida; Polychaeta; Sabellida; Oweniidae. The record is from the annotation of a GenBank genome assembly.
AAUACAUUUUCAAUAAUACCAUAUCUCAAUAAUGUCUUGAUUUUCAAAGACCUAAACCUCGAACUUCGGUUUUUGUCACCGAGCUUAGUUAAAGUCCUAUCAAGGAAAGAGCCCAGCGCAGCAAUUCUAAACGAUCUGAAAGAAUACAUAAGGGCACUGUUUGAAACAGAUGGGCAACAACAAGUACAAGUAGUUCUCGUGUUUAUCACAAGGCAGAAGACGGCAAGUGAAGUGGUGUAAUUUUGUUCUAGAAAUGUCGUCCGCUACUAUAAAACUUGGACUCGGACGCAGUUUACUGCGUUUCGUUGCUAAGCGGGUGGAUGAUGGAUUGCUUAAAACAUCAUUUGCAGCACAGCAAAAAGACACGGAAGUUCAGUCUAAACGUGGCUACGCAGCACAUAACAGCGAUGCACCAUAUCAUAAAGAUGUUUUAGAGAGAUAUAUGAAGAACAACCCUCAACCCAAAGACAAAUCAAUAGCAACAUAUAUAUGGAUAGAUGGCACUGGAGAGGAGCUUAGAAGCAAGGCAAAGAUCGUUGAGAAAGAGAUAGAACGACCAGAGGAUUGUUCAGUGUGGAAUUAUGAUGGAUCCAGUUGCUACCAGGCAGAGGGUCAGGAUUCUGAUAUAUUUCUUCAUCCAGUAUCAGUCUUUCAAGACCCAUUCCUUAAUAACAAUAACAGAAUAGUGCUUUGUGAAACAUACAGAAGUAACGGAAAGCCUACAGAAAGUAACAAGAGAAAGUCAUGCUUGGAAGUAAUGAACAAGGUCAAGGAUGUACAUCCCUGGUUCGGUAUUGAACAGGAAUACACGUUACUAGAUUCAGAUAACCAUCCAUAUGGUUGGCCAAAGCAUGGUUAUCCAAAGCCCCAAGGUCCGUAUUACUGUGGCGUGGGAACCAAUAGGAUCUUCGGUCGAGCCAUAGCUGAAGCACAUCUGUUUGCCUGUCUUACAGCUGGUGUCGCAAAUACGGGGACUAACGCCGAAGUCAUGCCUGGACAGUGGGAGUACCAAGUAGGACCCGUUGAAGGAAUUGACAUGGGUGAUCAACUGUGGGUUUCAAGGUAUCUUUUGCACCGUGUAGCUGAGGAUUUUGGAAUUAUCGUUACUCUUGAUCCUAAGCCAGAGGACGGCGACUGGAACGGGGCAGGUGCUCACUGCAAUUUCAGUACAGAUGGAAUGAGAGCAGAAGGCGGAAUAAAAUACAUUAACGACGCCAUUGAAAAACUUGCCAAGCGACAUAUUGAGCACAUAAAGAUGUACGAUCCUAGGGGAGGGAAAGAUAACAUUCGGCGUCUCACGGGACUUCACGAGACGUCAAGUCCUACAACCUUCUCUGCCGGACUAGCCAACCGAGGUGCAAGCGUCCGUAUACCGAGACAAGUUGGUGUCGAUAAAAAGGGCUACCUGGAGGACAGACGUCCUUCAUCAAAUUGUGAUCCCUAUUCUGUAACCGAAAUAAUGAUCCGCACAUGUUGCUUGAACGAGUAAAGAUUAUAGGCAAACCCCCAAAUCGUUAUAUGAUGACAAUACCUGUGAAAUAUCGCCUGGAAAAUGACUGAUCGAUGAAUCAAUUUAACAACAGUGCUAUUGUACGAUAUCAAAAAAUCAAGAAUUUUAAGUCUAGGUAACAUGUAAAUGGAAAAUCAUUAUGAUUUUGGGAGAAGUGAAUACGUACUUUUACAAACAAGAGUGUCCAUUGCUGACAUAUUUAUACGAUUUAUAACAAAUUACAAUAUCUUAAUUCAAUACUCUUGGUUGAUAUUAUGACAUAUA